Exaiptasia diaphana is the source of this 676-nucleotide messenger RNA. Its product is annotated as phosphoglycolate phosphatase 1B, chloroplastic. Gene Ontology annotation, molecular function: phosphatase activity. Lineage: Eukaryota; Metazoa; Cnidaria; Anthozoa; Actiniaria; Aiptasiidae. The transcript is spliced from 5 exons. Gene Ontology annotation, cellular component: cytoplasm. The record is from RefSeq and is a predicted model, not a curated record. Bases 153 to 623 code for a protein of 156 amino acids.
CUAUCAAGGAAGCGAAAUGGUUGUACACAAAUGAAAACAAAAGAAAUUUGAUCGAAGCCUGUGAAACAUUUAUAUUUGAUCUUGACGGUGUAAUAUGGCUGCAAAAAAACUUAAUUCCUGGUGCUACAGAGCUUGUGGAAUGCUUAAGAAACAUGGGAAAGAAAGUUUUCUUUAUAACCAAUAAUAACGACAUUUCAAGGGACAACUUCCUAAAAAAGUUUGACAAAUUUGGUAUGAAAGUUAGCAAGACUGAGAUCUACACAGCAGCAUUUGCAACUGCUUAUUACAUGAAACACAUUGUUAAGUUUGAUAAAAAGGUGUACAUGAUUGGUGGUAAAGGAUUAUCAGAGGAAUUAACUGCUGUAGGAAUACCUAACAUUGGAUAUGGUCGUGAUGAUGUUAAAGAUGAUUUUAAUAUUCAAUAUGAUGUGGACUUUAAUUUGGACCCCGAGGUGGGGGCUGUAGUUAGUGGAUAUGAUAAGUUUAUUAGCAUUAAUAAACUUAUCAAAGCUAGCAGUUAUUUGGCGAGAGAUUCAUCUUGUCUCUUUGUUGCUACAAACCCUGAUGACAGAAUGCCAGUACCUAAAUCAAAAGACUACAUUAUUCCAGGUAUUGUUUCAUGAAAUAUGAUUUCUACAUACCGUAUUUACUCGAAUAGAUGCCGCGGCGUUUAUUU